Pyrus x bretschneideri (Chinese white pear) is the source of this 2716-nucleotide messenger RNA. RefSeq names its product transcriptional corepressor LEUNIG_HOMOLOG-like. NCBI's taxonomy places the organism in Eukaryota, Viridiplantae, Streptophyta, Magnoliopsida, Rosales, Rosaceae. Gene Ontology annotation, molecular function: protein binding; transcription corepressor activity. The transcript has 13 exons. The coding region runs from base 152 to 2605 and encodes 817 amino acids. Gene Ontology annotation, biological process: signal transduction. The record is from RefSeq and is a predicted model, not a curated record.
CUUCAACGGAAGGAAAGAGGCAAAGAAGUAUAUUUGCCUACUUAUGCAGCUCUCCAUCUCCUCCCUCUUUCUUUCUUUCUUCCUCUGCAAAUCUUUCAUCUAGUAAAUUGGGGAAUGAGGCGUGGCCUGAAGGAUCAUGCAGUAAGCAGUUAUGGAUACAAGUACAGCCCUUGAAGCCUCAUCUUCAUCUUCACCGUCCUCCUCCUUCUCCACCACCUCUUCCUCCUCACCCUACGAUGUGUUCUUGAGCUUUGGCGAAGACACGCGCAAAACCUUCACGGACCACCUCUACUGGACAAUGAAAGACGCCGGAAUUGACUUCUUUAUGGAGGAGAACGAAUCAAUAAGAAGAGGGGAAAAUAUAUCAGACAAAGUGAAGCAAAUAAUCGAAGGGUCUAAGGUUUCGGUCAUCGUCUUCUCAAGUAGGUAUGCGGAUUCCAUCUGGUGUCUUGAGGAGCUAGUGCAGAUCAUGGAGUGCAGAGGAACAGUGAAGCAAAUGGUUCUGCCAAUAUUCUACGAUCUUAGUCCGUCAGAUGUUAUAGGUACUUUUGUACUAGCAUUUCAGAAGCAUAGAGAGCGCUUCCAUGAAGAUACAGAUAUACAAGAAAAGCUACGGCGGUGGACAGAUGCUCUUACUGCAGCUGCAGGUUUGACAGUCUGGGCAGAUGCUCCUACUGCAGCUGCAGGUUUGACAGUCCGGGUUUUCAGAACGACUAAUGGGUAUGAAGGAAUGUUUAUAAGGGAAAUCAUUACAAAAAUCACAGCUGGAAUAACUUUUUCCGAGCUUCAAAGAUCAGAUUCUCCCGAGCUCGAAGAUAUCGAUUCUACCGGGCACACAGAUAUCGGUUCUUCCGUGUCUAGCGCGAACUCUCCCCUUUCUUUAGAGCCGUUGAAAAAGAGGCGUCACGAGCCCGACCGCUCUGACAGUACCUCACGCAAGUUUUCAGAGACAAGGCAAGUUUUGCAUGGUACAGCUGGUGUGAUGACUCAACAAGUCCAAGCUCGAAAUCAGCAAUUGGCAAUCGGCAGGGUCCACACCGGAUCAAAUCUGGGUGGAAAUAAUUUGACGCUAGAGCCGGCCCACAGGGCUUCGGGCCCAGAGCUCGGGCCUCCAUCUCUACUUGGGCUGGCAAUUCUUCCCAGGCCCGAAGCUAGGGCCUCCACUUCCACUCGGGCUCCUUCACGCUGGAGCCGGUCCAUAGGGCCUCCGACCUCUUUUCUCGGGUCUGUCCCCCGAGCACCCACCUACGAUGGAGUUGCUCUAGGAUGGUCGCUCACAGGUUUGGAGCAGCUUUGCUCUGGACUUUUUCAGCAAAAUAUGACAUCACCGUCUGCUGCCAAUGAUGAAAGUAGAAGACUAAGAAUGCUAUCGAAUCGCGUUCUUGGGAAGGAUGGCCUUGCAAAUAUAGGAUCACCUCCUAUUUUGCCUCAACUUCACCAGCUUCAACAGCACGCUCUUUCCAAUCAGCAGUCACAAAAUUCAAAUCUCAUUCCCCAUCAGCAAGAUAAAAUGGGGGGUGCUGGCAGCAUCACUAUGGUUGGUAGCAUGUCGAACUCUUUUCAAGGAAAUGAUCAGUGGGAUGAUAAAGAUCUUGAAUUGCAGGCUGAUAUGGAUCGAUUUGUAGAGGAUGGGUCUCUUGAUGAUAAUGUCCAGUCUCUUGUAUCCCCUGAUGAUGUGGAUCAUAGAGAUGCUAUUGGUCGAGGUAUCGAUGUCAGCAAAGGGUUCACAUUUACGGAAGUAAACUCUAUUAGAGCAAGCGCAAGCAAGGUUACAAGCUGUCACUUCUCAUCAGAUGGGAAGUUUCUUGCUAGUGGGGACCAUGAUAAAAAGGCUGUAUUGUGGUACACAGAUACAUUAAAGCCAAUAAGUGUGCUACAAGAACAUUCAGCUUUUAUAACUGAUGUUCGUUUUAGUCCGAGCAUGCCACGUCUUGCAACGUCUUCAUUUGACAAGACUGUCAGGGUUUGGGAUGCCAACAAUCCUCGUUAUCCUCUCCGUACCUUUAUGGGACAUUCGGCCUCAGUUAUGUCAUUAGAUUUCCACCCAAAUAAAGAUGACCUCAUCUGUUCUUGCGACGUGGAUGGUCAGAUACGCUACUGGAGUAUUCACAAGGGCAGCUGCUUGUGCGUGUCUAAGGGUGGUACGGCACAAAUGAGAUUUCAACCCCGUCUUGGAAGAUUUCUUGCUGCAGCCGCAGAGAAUGUUGUAUCUAUACUGGAUGUUGAGACUCUGACUUGUCGGCAUUCUUUACAGGGGCAUACUAAGCCUAUCCAUUCUGUGUGUUGGGAUCCUUCUGGCGAAUUCCUUGCAUCUGUCAGCGAGGACUCUGUAAGAGUUUGGGCACUUGGAGCGGGAGGCAAAGGGGAAUGCGUUCAUGAGUUAAGCUGCAACAGAAAUAAAUUUCAUUCAUGCGCUUUCCAUCCUGCAGAUACUUCACUGCUGGUCGUUGGCUGUUAUCAGACACUGGAGUUAUGGAACAUCACAGAGAACAAGACAAUGACUCUACCAGCACAUGAAGGACUCAUUGCUUCUUUGGCGGUGUCAACUGUUACAGGUUUGAUUGCUUCGGCUAGUCACGAUAAGUUUGUCAAGAUCUGGAAGUGAAAUGGUUGUUACUCUGAUCAAAGAACUUUGACUGACUUGUAUUAUUAUUGUUGUUGUUGUAUUCCUGUUACUAUAUAAUAAAGUUAAUUAAAAGUCUAUUUUGAUGCUUCA